AGAUUUUAUUUUAUUUUUAAUUAGCCUUGAAAAUAAUUCAAAACAAAAUCUUCGGAAAUAUUUAGGAUUUCCCGUCCUAAAUCUUGAAAAACGAUGCAUCAUUAAGUCUUUCACAGUCAGAAAUAGGGUUUUAGUUGGUGAAAGAGAAAAUCAAAUUUAUGUUUUUAGUUGAAGAGUUAGAAUUAGAAAGAGCUUGGGAGUUCUUCUUGUAGCUUUGGUUUCCUACUGUUUCUGAUGAAUGAUUGCAUGCUAAUCGAACUAAGGUAAGCAAUUCACAAGAGUCCAGUUGGUUUGAAAUCACCAUUGAAAUUUACUUACUUCAGAUAGUUAUGGGAUUUAAUUGGUAUUGAACUCUGUCCAGCUUCCUGCUAUUUUCUGCUCGUGUUGGCUAUAAUUCGAAGGGGAUUGUUCAAGCAUACCAUCAAAGUUUGUAUUAUAGAUUGCUGAGCUGUUAGAUAGAAACUUUACCCCUCCUUCCUGAGGCGAAAUUCCGUAAUUUAUACAAACAAGGCUAGAUGACUGUGGAUGAAGUAGGUAGUAGUAGCUCUGAGUGGAGCAGAGAGCAGGAUAAAGCAUUUGAAAAUGCCUUGGCAACUUAUCCUGAGGAUGAUUCAGAUCGAUGGGAGAAGAUUGCGGCUGAUGUACCGGGGAAAACUUUAGAAGAGAUUAAACAUCAUUAUGAGCUUUUGGUUGAUGAUGUUAACCAGAUUGAUUCUGGUUGUGUACCUGUGCCAUCUUAUAAUUCCUUUUCCGAGGGCUCAAGAAGCCAUGCUAGUGAUGAAGGAGCUGGAAAGAAGGGGGGCCAUCCUUGGAACUACAACAGUGAGUCUAACCAUGGAACUAAGGCUUCGAGAUCUGAUCAGGAGCGACGAAAGGGUAUUGCUUGGACUGAGGAAGAACACAGAUUGUUUCUUCUUGGUUUGGAUAAGUAUGGAAAAGGUGACUGGCGAAGUAUAUCAAGGAACUUUGUGGUGACAAGAACACCAACACAAGUAGCAAGCCAUGCCCAAAAGUACUUCAUUCGUUUGAAUUCGAUGAAUAAAGAUAGAAGGCGAUCCAGUAUACAUGAUAUCACCAGUGUGAACAAUGGAGACAUUUCAGCUCCUCAAGGACCAAUAACUGGUCAGGCAAAUGAUUCUGCAGAAAAUUCAUCUGGAAAAUCAUCCAAACAAACCCCUCCAACCCCAACUGGGGCCCCAGGUGUUGGAAUAUAUGGUGUUCCUACCAUUGGACAACCUGUCGGAGGACCCCUUGUAUCUGCAGUCGGCACCCCAGUUAAUCUUGCUGGCCCGGCACACAUGGCAUAUGGUCUUAGAGCCCCGGUUCCUGGGGCUGUGGUUCCUGGGGCACCAAUGAACUUGGGUCAUGUUCCAUACCCAAUGCCUCAUACAUCUGCUCAUAGGUGAAGUGCUUUUUAGAGCCAUUUUGUACAAAAAAACAGAAGACUAGAUGGUUUCUGAACUGAAUGUAAUUCUUUUCUUAUUCCUGGGGCUGUUGCUUAUAUGCAACAAGAGUUUUCUGCUCAAUCAAUUAUUUCGAAUAAGCCAUACCGUGAAGCAAUUUAAUGUUUCUAUAUUCAGUGUAUUGGCUGCCAUAGGACAGCAUGAGUGUAUGUUGGUUAUGUAGGCAUUUCAAUUAUUAGUUAGUUAUAAAGUGAUCUGUGCUGUAGAGGAAGGUUCUGUAGAUUUAGAUUGCUAAAUUAUUAUUGUAUUUUGUUUUGGUUUUAGUAGACUCCGCAUUUACCUUCA
Molecule: messenger RNA, 1748 nt
Organism: Lotus japonicus
Lineage: Eukaryota; Viridiplantae; Streptophyta; Magnoliopsida; Fabales; Fabaceae
Product: transcription factor SRM1-like
Exons: 4
Coding region: 516-1406 (296 amino acids)
Molecular function (GO): DNA binding
Source: RefSeq, a predicted model, not a curated record